AUGAUUUGGAAGGAGCGUCUGGUCCUCGAAAAAAGUCAGAGCUUCCCGGACCCUGCAUGCCGGCAAUCUGCCUUCUGCGUGCUGUUCGGGAGCCAUCUCGUCGCCGCACUGUACAGCCCUGUUCAGGAUUGCGACGAAGUCUUCAACUACUGGGAAGCGACGCACUACCUCAACCACGGCCACGGCUUCCAGACCUGGGAGUAUUCCCCCGCAUAUGCCAUCCGCUCCUGGACAUAUGCCGCCCUCCAUGCCCUCGUCACGCCACUUGCCACCUUCCUGCCUUCCGCUCCCCCAAAGCUCGCCCAAUUCUAUCUUCUCCGAAUCGUGCUCGGACUGGUCUGUGCCCUCUGCGAGACCCGACUGUUCUCCACCAUCACAUCGACUCUCAAUCCCCGCGUCGCCAUUUUCUACCUGUUCGUCACCAUCACCGCGCCGGGCAUGUACCAUGCCGCCACUGCAUACUUGCCUAGUGCCUUCGCCAUGUACUGUGUUGCUCUGGGUAUCGCUGCGUUCAUGGACUGGCGUGGCGGCUUGCGAACUGCUCAAGGAAUAUGGUGCUUUGGGAUUGGUGCAUGCAUUGGCUGGCCAUUCGCCGCAGCGAUGGCUUUGCCUUUCCUGGGAGAAGAACUGCUUCUGGCAUCUUUGAGCGACUGGGUCGGCAGGAAAGAGCUCUUCUGGCGCGUGGUCGAUGGAGUCGUGCGCACAUUGCUGGUGCUCAGUGUCCAGGUGGCAGUCGACUGCUUCUUCUACAAAAAGUUGACCAUCGUGCCGCUGAACAUGGUCUGGUACAACGUAUUCAGCUCCAGAGGACCACAUCUCUACGGAACUGAGCCCUGGCACUUCUACCUGCGUAAUCUCUUCCUCAACUUCCACCUCUGGCUCAUUUUGGCCCUCUUGUCCAUGCCACUGCUAUUUGCUCAGCACUUCCUGAAAGCCAAAGCUGCCACCAAGGCAAGCUAUCUGCGCGGCGCCAUCUUCCUCUCACCCUUCUACCUGUGGCUUGCCAUCUUCACCCUGCAGCCGCACAAGGAGGAACGUUUCAUGUACCCGGCAUACCCAGCCCUGGCACUGAACGCUGCUGUCGCCUUCCAUAUCAUCCUCGCCAAUCUGGGCUCGAACGAUGCGAAAGACUUUGUCGGCAAGAUCCCGGUCCAGCUGCGGCUGCUUGCAAUCAUUGCCUUCGUAACCUUGGCCACAGCACUUGCUGCCUUCCGGACCGUUGGCACCAUGACCGCCUACCAAGCACCGUUAUCGAUCUACGAGCCGCUACACCGGCCUGGAGUAUCGAAGCCUGGAGACCAGGUCUGUCUCGGCAAGGAAUGGUAUCGCUUUCCUUCACACUAUCUCCUCCCGGAAGGAGUGCGGGCCAAGUUCAUUCGAAGCGAGUUUAGAGGCCUCCUCCCUGGCGAGUUCUCUGAAGCUGGACAAGGCUUCGGUCUUUUUCCAGGUACCUGGCUUGUUCCCCCAGGCAUGAAUGAUGAAAAUCGCGAAGACCUUGGGAAGUACACGGAUCUCAAGCGCUGCAACUUCAUCGUCGAUGUCAAUCUGCCGAGUACGGAGACAACGACCGCUGAGCCCAACUUCCUUGCGGAUGAUCAGCACUGGGAGAAGGUGAAGUGCUUGCCAUUCCUGGAUGCAACCUCGACCAACUCGAUCGCGCGACUGGGCUGGAUCCCAGAUCUUCCUUUUGUACCACUCAAAUACAAGCCAGUCUAUGGAGACUACUGCUUGCUGAAGCGAAGAAAGCAGUCUGCAAGCGACACUAAGCAGCCACUUCCCAGCAUCGAGACAUUGCUCUGA
Molecule: messenger RNA, 1800 nt
Organism: Pseudocercospora fijiensis CIRAD86
Lineage: Eukaryota; Fungi; Ascomycota; Dothideomycetes; Mycosphaerellales; Mycosphaerellaceae
Product: glycosyltransferase family 22 protein
Exons: 2
Coding region: 1-1800 (599 amino acids)
Biological process (GO): protein N-linked glycosylation
Cellular component (GO): endoplasmic reticulum membrane
Molecular function (GO): alpha-1,2-mannosyltransferase activity
Source: RefSeq, a predicted model, not a curated record